Messenger RNA from Rangifer tarandus platyrhynchus (Svalbard reindeer), 945 nucleotides. Lineage: Eukaryota; Metazoa; Chordata; Mammalia; Artiodactyla; Cervidae. The record is from the annotation of a GenBank genome assembly.
AUGGAACCAAGGAACAAUAUAUCUUACUUUGUCCUCUUGGGCCUCACAAAGAAUCCAAAGGAGCAAAAAGUCCUUUUUGUUAUGUUCCUGGUCUUUUACAUUUUGACUGUACUGGGCAACUUUCUCAUUAUCAUUACUGUAACUAUCAGUAAGACUCUGAACUCACCGAUGUACUUUUUUCUUGCUAGCUUAUCAUUUAUGGAUGUUACUUAUUCUUCUUCCAUUACCCCCAGAUUGAUUUCAGACUUAUUGAUCUCAGACUUGUUCUUUGGAGAAAAAACCAUAACCUUUAAAUCUUGUAUGGCUCAGUUGUUUACAGAGCACCUUUUUUCUGGAUCAGGGGUCUUCCUUCUGCUGGUGAUGGCCUAUGACCGCUAUGUGGCCAUCUGUAAGCCCUUGCAUUAUUUGGUGAUCAUGAGGCAGAGGGUGUGUGUUUUACUGCUGGUGGUGUCCUGGGUUGGAGGUUUCUUGCACUCAGUAAUUCAACUUAGUACUAUUUAUGGGCUCCCUUUCUGUGGUCCCAAUGUCAUUGAUCACUUUCUCUGUGACAUGUACCCUUUAUUGAAACUCGUCUGUACUGACACCUAUGUCAUUGGCGUCUUAGUUGUGGUCAAUGGAGGACUGAUUUGCACUGUUGUGUUUCUGCUCUUACUUGUCUCCUACGGAGUCAUCCUGCACUCUCUGAAGAACCUGAGUCAGGAAGGGAGGCGGAAAGCCCUCCAGACCUGUGGUUCCCACAUCACUGUGGUUGUCUGCUUUUUUGUUCCCUGUAUUUUCAUAUAUGUAAGACCUGCUAAGACCUUCUACAUUGAUAAAUCAUUGAGUGUGUUCUAUACAGUUAUAACCCCCAUGCUGAACCCACUAAUCUACAGUCUGAGAAAUUCUGAGUUAACUUAUGCUAUGAAGAAGCUCUGGAAAAGAAGCAUCAUAUCCCAUAUUAAAUAA